UUUGCAUUGGCGUCGCGCACCUGCCUGAUGACAGAAAGUGAAAAAAUGUCAACCAAAAGUGUGAAAAUGGAAUCGUGAGCCAAAUUUUCGUGAAAUUUCGUGAAAUAAAUUGCCAUAACUCGCGAUUCGCUGUCACAAUGAGUGCGUAAACGUCGCGCGGAACCCGUUUGCCAUAAAAGUGUAGCCAAAAAUCGUUUGCUUCUGCGGGAAAAGCAAAAUAUAAAUAGGAGGGGAACUUUCCCUCUUCUCUUCCGCCCCUUCCCCCUUCGCGAAAAGCAUCCCAAACAACAAUGAUGGACCUCUGCCGUCUGACGAGCGCGGCCGUGGACCAGCCCGACGACAUCAAGAUGGUAGAGAUUGAUUUUCAAGCACUGUGCCGAGUUUGCGGUGCUCUCGGCGAGAACCUGACGUCGGUGUUUGGAAAGCGGGCCGCGGACCGGCUGCGGGAACGAAUCACCCGAUACCUGCAGAUCGAGAUCCGCUCCGAGGACUGCCUGCCGACGAAGAUCUGCGACGGCUGCCGGGAAACGCUGGACCAGUUCCACGAGCUGUACGACAAGUGCCACCGGACGGACGAGAAGUUUCGCUCGAUGAUGAGUUCGGCCGAGGAGCUGAAGGAAGCGACGGAACAGCAGCAGCAGCAGUUGCAGCCGUCGUCGCCGGAGGGCAAGCAGAAGAAGGGGGCGCGGAACAGUAAAGUGGAUUCUGUGAUUGAUACCGACAUGAAGUCGUUGGAACCGGAGGAACAGGAUGAGGAGAGCGGAAAGCCGCGGAAAGUGCCUGGGGAGUCGGCCAAGAAAAAUACCAAAGAAAUUAAGCGGAAGGAGGAGGAGGAGGACCAGGAAGCGUCACCGGAAACGAAAGGGCGGAGAAUGACGCGUAGCUCGAAGACUGCACCGGCGCCGCAGGCCAUAUCAACGGCGGCGUUCAGCUGUACGUUCUGCAAGACCAACGGAACCAUCAAUUGCCGGAAUACCUUCGCCGACAAGGCGGGCCUUGUCGAUCACCUGAAGGAUCAGCACUCGGACCAGAUCUUCCACUGCGAGCAGUGCGACAACUAUCUGGACCGGAACAUCCUGAUUCAGCACAUGACGAUGCACGCGCUCAGUCUGUUCAGUCAACCGAACUCGGAAUCACAGCCGAUCGCGACGGAGGACGAGGACGACCAGGAGCAGCAGACAUCCGGAGUCGAUCUGGAGGAGGGCGAAGGUAGUCAGCAGACGGCCGAAGGUAAGUCCGGCGGUGGGACGGAGAUCGCCAACAAAGAGAACGAUGACAAGAGUCCGGAGACGACGACAACUCAACCGACUGAAGCAAAGACCGGCGACGUUCGGAAGCUGUACUGCUACAUCUGCGAGAAGACGCUGGCCAACCGGAGUGCGUACUCGUACCACAUCAACCAGGUCCAUCUGAACAUCAAAAACUUCUCCUGCUCGUACUGCAGUAAAAAGUUUGGCAACCAGCGAUUGCUGAACAACCACGUGGCCGGAGUUCACUCGCGUGAUCGGAACUUCACCUGCACGACCUGCUCGAAGGGCUUCAAAACGAACGUAGCGCUGUACAACCAUCAGCGUAUCCACGACGACGGUGCGGUAAAGUUCGAGUGCACGUUUUGCGAUAAAAAGUUUCGCUACCGGAACCACCUCACUAGUCACCAGUUGGUUCACAUGAACGAGCGCAACUUCCCCUGCAACCAGUGCGACAAAAAGUUCAACAACCCCGAAUGUCUGCAGAAGCACAAACUAACGCACGUGGAAACGCUCCCCUACCAGUGUCCGCUGUGCGGGUUCAGCACGAAGCAAAAGCGAUAUCUGGUCAUGCAUGCCAAGCGGAUCCACAUGGUCCGGUAAAGACUUGAGUUUGAGAUUUCAUUCCGUUUAGGGACGUUUACUAUACUGCACACAAACAUCACAAACCACACCUAGUAAGCAUUAUCGAUGUACUAUUCUCCAUUAUACAUAAAUACUAAAUAUAUUCGAAACCUAGUGGCUAUCGCGUAGAAUGUAGGAACAACAAUUACGUACUCAACAGAAGUAAAUGAAAACAUUAAUGCACACACCACACACAAACAAACCCAGUUUUAGUAACUUUCGUAGGACAAAUAUAAAUAAAAAGUAAUAAUCGCGCUACGUUUAAUGGCUACCGGUGUACCUGAAAAGUAUUAGCGAUUAGGAACGAUUCAAAAACACAUAAAAACACACACACACAAAAACAGUAAACGGCAGCGCAGAAUUAAUAAUAUUAAAAGAAAACAACAAAAUCAAAGCAGUAGCAUAAUUAUAUAAAAAAAAAAAAAACUUAAGCGUAAGCAGUAAAACGUCAAAAAUACUAAAUGUUUUAGAGCAAGAA
Culex pipiens pallens (northern house mosquito) is the source of this 2349-nucleotide messenger RNA. Its product is annotated as zinc finger and SCAN domain-containing protein 2-like. The record is from RefSeq and is a predicted model, not a curated record. Gene Ontology annotation, biological process: regulation of transcription by RNA polymerase II. Gene Ontology annotation, molecular function: DNA-binding transcription factor activity, RNA polymerase II-specific; zinc ion binding; RNA polymerase II transcription regulatory region sequence-specific DNA binding. Lineage: Eukaryota; Metazoa; Arthropoda; Insecta; Diptera; Culicidae. Gene Ontology annotation, cellular component: nucleus. The transcript has 2 exons. The coding region runs from base 291 to 1850 and encodes 519 amino acids.